AGGCUGGCUAUUUUUGAGCAGGCGAGCAUAGGCAGGGGUGCUUCAGGGGGUACUUGAUGUGAACGCUUUUCUCACGUUAAGUGAUAUUGAUUUAUAAACCGCAAAGCUUUUUGUCGAGGAUUCGUUUCAAAUAAGCUUGGAAUAUUCCAGGAUUUGGUAUAAAUUUUCAGCCACUGCCAACAAAUUUUUAUUUUUAAAUUUUUAAAGAUUUAUUUUUAAGAUUUCAAAAUUUUUUAACGAUUUUGAGUUUUUGAUAAGAUUUCUUAGAUUUCAUGAUUUAUUUUAAAUAUUUUGAGAUUUCGGCAAUCAUUAAGAGAUUUUAAAGAUAUUUUUUUGGUAAUUUGUGAAAGGUGUACGAGAUUUUUAGGGAGUGAUCCAACUCUUGGAGAUGCCCAGGACAAGGUACCAAUAGAGACAGAGCUCGCUCUCUAAACGUAGAACCUCUGCUUUGAUGUUUUGUAAUGCAAGGGUUUGAUUCAGUUACGAACGAAAACUAAGCAGCUGCUGCCUAAAAUCUAUUUUCCCCUCCGUGGUUGCCUCUCUGUAGAAUCUGAUAGCUCAAAAGGGACUUACUGAAGGGUUGAUUCCUCAUCUUGUUGACUAAAAGUAAAAUUAAUGUUUUUGUUUUCGAGAAAUCUUAUUGUUUUGUAAAUAAAGACCCUGAUGAUGGCCUCAGUGUGGUUCUCUAAUUCUUAGAAUCCCUUUGUUUUCAUCCAAAAAUGUUCAUGGAUGAUUUGCAAGCAACUUUCCGUAUUACUUCAUGCGAGCAUAAAGGUAUUGUGCUCAUUGAAAACACCAUUAAGAAAAUAAUUCUUUCAGUAUGACCAUUACAGACAAAUUUAACUAGAAGUAAUCACUUUCGAUGCGAGUUCAUUCUGGUUUUCCCAAAGACUUUUAGCUAUAAAUUACGCCAUGACAAGUCAAAAUGAUAGAAAUCAGAAGAGCAAUCUCAAGUGGCAAAGACACUUUCCAGAAAGAGAUUGAUAACGAGAGAAAGCUGUUAAAAGGAAUAAAAUGAAGGGACUUGCUGUAGUGCUCCUGUUUGGACAUUGUUUCAUACUAUCGAAAGCCAUCAUUAGCAAUCAAAUAGAAGCAGCAAAUUUCUGGAACUCGCUUGAAACGUUGGAUAGCGAUGCAAAAAGCCUAACUGCAUACACAGAAGAUCUCGCCAGCAAAUUUAGACAUGAGAGAGGCGUGAGUUGGUUUUUUAAAAGAGCAGGGAAGUCGUGUGGUAAGAAUCUUAAGAAAGCAAUGGAGUCUCUUCAAAAACAUAUAAACAAAGUACAGUAUAUUCAAAUCAGAGAGGGUCAGCGUUCCCAAUUGACUGUUUUGAAAAGGCCACUGAAUUCAAUCGAUAAGGCAACAUCAGCAGUCACUCCGAAUAAAUUCAUGAAACUCGAAUUCGGACUACGAGACCUCGUUUCCGGGAUGCGGAAAUUGGCACAAUUUUAUCACAUUGAUGGACUUCCCAACUACUCAGUUGGACUAGGUCCUGGAACAACGAAAGCUAUUUUGAAGCAGAAAGUCAGCGAAAAUGAUCACAACCGAGCAACGUUUAAAGAGCUGAUCAAAAUAGAACAUUGUUUGAAGGUAUUCAGGAAUGACUUUACAAUUCCUAGAAUUGGAUAUGACCCUGUUAAAAACAGCUUUAAUGAUAACUCUGUUUAGGCCACUUCAGACUUUCAGAGCGUUAGAAAAUGAUAUUUGUUAAAAUAAUGUUAAAAUUACACAAAUUAUGCACAAAUCAAAGACGAAUCGUAUGCUGUUAUGUUUUCUACUUUUUGAAGUAAAUGUCUUUUGAUUUUGACAAAGUACCGAAAGACAUAAUGACCAAGUUAUGUUUCACUUCCAGUCUAUACAAAGGACCUUUUUUGAGAAACAGAAAAGAUCAAAUUGACCUAUACUAUACAAGACAGUAUGCUGCAACAUCUGACAAGGACAAUACAACUAACUGCGAAUGAUUACUGACUCACUACUUAUGUUUAACUUCUAAUGACAUUUUUUCAAUUUAUUUAAUAAGAUUUUCUUAUGUAAAAUUGGUAGAUGACAUAGUUGUAGGUUACGACGUAGUCCCUUGAAGGCCCUUAGUAUUUUCAUAGCAUGGACUGGUUUUAUUCUACAGAGUACCCAAGCAACAUUAUUAGGAACCCCAGAUGAUUAGAGUAUGUUUGUGUCAUAUAACAGUUUUAACAGUUGCCUGGUGACAUCAGAUUCGCGCCCUGACCUCAGGUCCGUGCCCUGACCUCAGGUCCGUGCCCUGACCUCACAUCCGCGCCGUGACCUCACAUCCGCGCCCUGUUAACUUUUUUUACAUUGCUGGCUCCUCUAGUUUAUGAUCAGUGGCGCGGGCCAUGCGUGAUACGCAGAGUAGCACCUCAGAACCGUUUUGUUCUAUACACCAAAAUCGUGUGUCAUAUAAUGUACAAACAAUUGCACAAUAAGAGCAAGUUCAUAAGAGCUAUCUUUGCAAAUAAUGUCUAAGUGGUUAUGGUUCAUGAUGUUGUUCAAGAGAUACUAAAUAAUUUUUCUGCAAAUUAAAUGAUUCAUAAAUUCUAAUUCAAAUAUUACAGUGCCCAAAAAUUCGUUAAAAGAUAACAUACCACACAUUGUAGUAAUGACCCUACUAUAAGAGGUAGAGCUACACCCACGCCCCCUACCCAACAGUAUUUGAACAAAGUUAAAAGUGAUACAUAAAAUAAUGCAGGGAUAUUUUAUUGGAAGAAAAAUUAAUACAGUAUUAACGCAACAAAUUGCACAGUUUCAAAUUCUGCAUUAUUUUCCACGAUCUUAACUUGGCAUGUCUUACAUUUUCACGAAUUCCAUUAGAAAACAUUCAGAACGUUGUUAGAAUAGAUUAACUUUGAAAGUAUUAUUUUAACAAAAGUCGUAUUUUGAAAGAAAUAAUUAAGUGUAUCAUUAUUAAAAUGUGUUAUUGAUUGGCAUCGAUUUAAUUUUUGCAAUGAUUCUUUUGCUUGCCUUCUAUUGGUGCUGUGUGUGGUCUACCAUUUUUUGGCUCAAGCUUUUGGUCCUGGGAGUGGUUUUAGCUGUGGCAAAAGUAAAAAAAACGAAUAUAGUGGAAUAGAUGCCAGGGAGUUUAUUCCAAAAUUUCACUCAAUACUCGGAUCUAUUUUAGACCGGGCGUUUAUAGAUCGACUGCACAAAAUAAAAGUCUGUUUAAUUCUUGAAAGAUGAAUUGCUGAAUUAGUAGUUGAAUAAUCUUUUUUUCCCGUUUGAAACGCCUAUACUGUUUUGCUUCACCUCUUUACCUUCACCUUGCGGCAAUUUCACCUUGAUGUUUUUUCAUUCAGGCGGCAAUCUUGAUUGCCAAUAGCGGCGCAAGUUCAGAUAUACGCAGCGCGUUGAUUCAAAACUAGAAAGUUUGCUCGGCGACUAUUUGAGAACGGUCCUUUUAUUCUAGGUCCAGCGUUAAUUGGAGCAAGCCCAUUCAAUUCCCUCCUAAUUUUGACAAGGGGGCCUAGUCCCCCUGAGCCUCCCCUCUACGGCACCACUGCUUAAUCUAUAGCACCCUUGCUUUGAAGUUCUAAGAAUUGUAGCCUCUGAUUCAAUAGGAGGUUUCUCCAAAAGGAUACACAUCAACAACAAGAUUGAAAUGUGGGAGAAGGCUUAGUGCCACAAAACACAUGUAUACGAAUAAAACCUAUCAUGGCAUUAUACCAAAACUGGGGAGGACAUAGUGUGAGGGAAGAAGGAAGCAUAUCUACAGAAAACGAGAUUGCAUUCUACAAUGAAAACCAAGUGGCAUUUGUUACCCACAGAGGAAUCACAUAUGGUUUUCUCAGUCUUUUGUAUAAUGCAGAUAAUGUCAAUGGUUGCACCACUUUGCUUGGAGUCAGACCAAGGGGUGAUCCAAUCAACAAAAUUAUUUCAGCUGAUAAUGCUGUUCUUGAUAAACCAGAAUAUGAUCUUAUCACAACAGAUCUGUUGCCACAAGCAUACACCCCUGGCACAAGUAUCAUGCCACUCUCUGGCAUAAAUACAAGGCAAAUUGCAAGUAUACAGAAUUUUUUAGGACAGUUCCCGACAAGCUUUAUGUUUCCACACCAAAAAACAUCCUCUCAAAUUCAACUGCCAAUGCUAUCAGUUAAUAGUCAAUCUAACAGGCAGUCUCAGCAGUUCCCAAAUACAAUUCAAAAUGGCAUUGGGAACCAACAGAUAGAGUCUUCAACAAAUGUAUGCCAAUCAGGUGUUUUGUCUACCAAUGAAGGUUCAUUGAUUACUGGUUUGUCACAAAUGCCUGUGUCAAUAGCAGAGCGACUUGAAGCAGCUGUUAAUUCAAGCUCAGUUAUAGAACAUGAAUGUGAAAAUGCCCAAGAAAAAGACUCAACCAACAUAUUGUUGCUGGCCAAUGAUGAAGCAAAAGUUAAAUCUACUACUACGAUAGAUAUCCAUGCCAAGCUUGGUAAUUCUCAUCAGCGAAAAAAGUUGCCAUCAAAAAAGACUGCCGACACAGAACCCAUGGAGUUUCCAUUUUCUUGUGACGUUUGCCUGAUUCCAUUUAAAUCUAACAGCAAACUACAGUCCCAUAAACGGAGACACACAGAUGACAAGCCCUAUCUUUGUAGCUAUUGUGGCGAAACCUUUGAGUGUCACACAGAUCUGGCCAAACAUCGAGAAGAAUUACAUCUUGGUUGUAAAACAUUUAAGUGCAAGCAGUGCAUAAAAUCCUUCUCGACAAGAAAAGAACUGUCUCAACACACAUGGAGACAUACAGGCAUAAAAAUGUACAAAUGUGGAAUCUGUGACAAAUAUUACACUUCUGCCGGGAACCUAGCAGCGCAUCAGCGGAGACAUAAGGGUAUUUGUUCCAUGAAAUGCUCUUUCUGUCCGGAGAUCUUUGGUCAUAAAUCUUCUCUUGAGAGGCAUAUUCGUGGCUCACACACGGGUGAACGCCCUUUUGUGUGUCAAUCUUGCAGCAAAUCGUUUCCUACAUCCAGCCAGCUUACGUCACACGCAAAGAAGCACUCGGAUGUCAGACCCUUUAAGUGCAGUGAAUGUGGAAUGUCCUUUCGCCAAAAACAUGUAUUGCAACGUCACCAAAAGGUGCAUGCAAACAACAAACCGUACAAAUGUCACGUGUGCAAAAGGUGCUUCCGCAAUGCUUUCAACCUUCAGUGUCACACGAGGACACACAUUGAUAAAUCAAGUCGGUGCAUCCCGUGCUCUCUUUGCAACAAGAAAGUUACCAUUGGGAGAGGCAUCAAGAGACACUUGAAGCUGUACCAUAGUGGAGAAUGUUUCAGUAAAGCUGAGGGAAAAAUCCUUACUAGAUCUUUACGAAAAGAAGGUAACAAAAUCGCAAAGGAGCAAGGGAUUGGUUCUGCGAAGGGUGAGAAGUAUAAUGAGCAUUGCGAAGUGGCCAGUACAAAUAAGGGGCGUCUAAAUGGAGGGAAAGAGCCAAAAAUGGGUUGUGACGUCACUAGUGGUGAGAAGAAUAGCCCUGAAACUGGACCAAAUAAAAUUGACAAAAGUCUUCUUAGUUGUGCGAAAUCAAGUCAGGAAAAGAAAGAUUCAGGCAAACAGAAAGAAAAAGCAUUCACAUGUAAUCUCUGCGGAAAAUCCUUUGAUAAAAACCAUUCCUUGACGCGUCAUCUGAAAAUUCACACCGACCAACGCCCAUACCAAUGUGAAAUUUGCUCCAAGACAUUUCGGGCUUCUUUCAAUCUAGACUAUCACAAACGAACACACAUCGGUAAGGCAGAUCGUUGUGUUGCUUGUCCCUUUUGUAAAAAGAAAGUUGUGAUUGGGCGAGGAGCCAGAAGGCAUUUAAGAUUGUAUCAUGGCAUUAAUUGUUCUAAUGAGGAUGCUGCAAAGAGCGUUAUGAAGAGGACUGCAUCAAGGAAUGAGCUUACAGAUCCAGUUCAUCAAUGUGUGUUCGGAGGAGAUGUGCAGAAUACAAAGGCUGGUUUUACGAAAAUUCAGGAUUACACAUCAAAACAAGAACCAAUAUUUUGUUUACAAAAUCACAUUUCUCCAAAGGAAGGAGAUGAUAUACAACGGUUGCAUAAAAAUGACAAGACUGGAAAAUUAGGAGAGAACUUGGCAGAAGAGCCUUUGGUUUUUGGUGCAACGUUUAUGGCAAAAAGCAGCACUUCAAAUGAAUUGGAUUCUAAUGACGUCACAAAUAUAACUUUGAAGGAUAAACUUCAGCGAGACAUGUCUUCAAAGGGAGCAGAAUGUGUCUUGGAAAGCCAGAAUGCGUUGAGGUCUUUGAAGCUGCUAGAGAAGAAAUCUUCGUUUAGGAAAGCUGUAGCCUUUAAAGGAAAUCAAACUGAUUCAGAAGUAGAUAGCAGGUUGGAUAAAGAAAAAACUCAUCGUAUGAAAAAGAAAUGCCUUGCAGUAUGUUGUGAUAAGAAAAGAACAGAAGACAACAAAAGGGUGAAACGAUCUGGUCUUGAUUGCCAUCUAGUUUUAGGCCAAAAGAACCUCAGUAACACCAACACGUUAGGAAAAGGACAGAAACAUAAAAACGAGAUAUUAGAAGAACAUAGUUUUCAGAUAUUGUCAAGGAAUAUUUCUGAUGCUGAUGAUGUGAAAUGCGAAUACCACAAUAAUGAUGUUGCAAUGGAGGAUUCUGAAGGCGUGACGUCAUAUAGCACGACUUCUAGAUCACCUGCGGAGGAACUGUUGUCAAACGAGGUAGAAUUGCCAAAUGAAUCGAGGCUGUUUAAAUUCGAGAAGUUUUAUAACACUCGUAUUCCUGUACUUAACCAUGAAAUUACCUUGAGAUAUUCCUUGAAUAAAGUUGUGGAAAGUGAUUUUGAUCAAGGGAUUCCACCCAUCGUAACAAUUGGAGCCUUUGAUCCUAAUCCUCCCAGUGGUUAUUCAUACGCUUUAAUGCCAGUUUUAUUAGAAAAUGAAUUCAUGAGCCAAUUUAAAAAGAAAUAGAUAAAAUAUUGAUAUUUUCUUUCUUGUUUCCUUGUUUGCUUCAAAAAUGACGGUUUGCCUUUUUGGAGCAGUGAUAUUAAUUGUAUUGUAUUGUAUUGUAUUGUAUUGUAUUGUAUUGUAUUAUAUUGUAUUGUAUUGUAUUGUAUUGUUUUGUUUUGUAUUGUAUUGUAUUGUAUUGUAUUGUAUUGUAUUGUAUUGUAUUGUAUCAUAUUGUAUCAUAUUGUAUCAUAUUGUAUCAUAUUGUAUCAUAUUGUAUCAUAUUGUAUCAUAUUGUAUUGUAUUCCUAGUCAUAGCCUUACGUUUGCUACAGUACCCACCAAAAGAACUUGGAACACCGAGACUGCACUUUUAAUAAAUGCAUGUUUCCCUUUAUUAUCUAACUUCAAGUGAAUCAAUCCCCCUUCCCCCUUAAACAAAGGUUGGAAAGAAAGAUAAUUACCAUUUCCGUCCCCAAAUUAAUUUGUCGUUAUUUUCUAGUCAGAAUCCAACAUUGUGGAAGGGAGAGGGACAUUCAGUAAGAAAGAUGACGAGGGUGUUCCAACACUUUUAAGGCAUAUUGUAAACUUUUUCUAAAGAAAACACUUUAAAUUUUGUCUAGCUUCGACAUUCUUAAGUAAUUUUCGUUCUGAGCCUGAAUAGAAACACCCGCCCUCGAAUAGAAAACAAAUGUUUAUGAAAACCAGAUCUUUGUUUUCAGGCCACCUUUUCAAUGUGCGUGGAGAUGUUGCUAAAAACUCUGUUUCUUUGAUUUCUAAGAAGAUGUGUCUGAUUAAAUAAUAUUUGUUGUUUUAUGGGUUUCGGCGUUUUUUAACGUCUUAAAAUCUGAAUUAUUAUUCUUUCUGAAUUUCUCUUGUUUUGCAAUAAGUUAAGAAGUGUUUUAUGAGGAUAGAAAAACCUCAAUUUGAUCCAAAUUUUUUUGAACUUUGUAUUCAGAUAAGCAGAAUUGUCAAGAUGGUCAUUCGGUGUAUGUGAUGAACAUCUUUUGUUUUUAGAGGACAAGUUUAAGUAGGCUUUUAAUUAUAGAUAGCUUGCCACUUGUGACAGCUUUUUGUCGCUCAUAUUGUUGGCCAUGCCAGCUAAUUGAUUAGAAAUUUAUCUUCAUUUUACCGGUGCUUUUGAAAUGGGUGCAGCUUAGCUUUAGCUCUAGCCUGUGAUAAUGACUGAGCUUAGUGGCGGGGAAAGUACCAGAGGAAACUUUUAACAACAAACUUGUGGGAAAACUCCCCAUUUAGCCCUAAGGUUUCAUCCCCCCCUGUUGGUCCAUGAUUCCCCAUUAGGAAGUGCUGCUGUGUUUAAAAUUUUCAGAAGCUGUUUAAAAUUAUUCUGCCCUAUGUUAUCCUGUGAAUAUUUUACCAGUUAAUAAUUUGUGGAGCUUCACAUAUCUAUGGUGGUCAAUGGUGCAUACUCACCCUUUCUGUUGAAUCCCAACCAGUAGAAAUUUCUUAGAAGACUCAUUGCCAAACACAUUGGAUAUUCUGUGUUUCUUGUUAAAACAGCCUCAUCCCUUCUAAUUUUUAAACGAAAUAUCCGAUUUUAGAAUUAAGCGUUUCGAAUCAUGUUGCAUUUGCGGGGAUUUGGGGGCAGUU
Rhopilema esculentum is the source of this 8492-nucleotide messenger RNA. The record is from RefSeq and is a predicted model, not a curated record. Lineage: Eukaryota; Metazoa; Cnidaria; Scyphozoa; Rhizostomeae; Rhizostomatidae.